AUGGCUGAUAGUGCACCUGAUAAUAACAUAAAUAAACAAGACCAUAAAGAAAAGGUUCCUACUUUAUCUCAAUCUGCUCGAUCUGGGCUUCAGUUUCCUGUAGGUCGUAUUCAUCGUUAUUUAAAGGCAAGAGGACAUAAUCAUGCACGUGUUGGAGCAAAGGCUGCAGUCUAUACAGCCGCCAUUCUUGAAUAUCUUACAGCAGAAGUUCUUGAAUUGGCUGGUAAUGCUACAAAGGAUCUUAAAGUAAAACGUAUUACACCAAGACAUUUACAAUUAGCUAUUCGUGGUGAUGAAGAGCUUGACGCGCUUAUUAAAGCCACUAUUGCUGGUGGUGGUGUUCUUCCUCAUAUUCACAAAUCACUCAUUGGAAACGCAAAGACUGGAAAGAAGAUGUAA
Messenger RNA from Cokeromyces recurvatus, 399 nucleotides. RefSeq names its product histone H2A.V. The coding region runs from base 1 to 399 and encodes 132 amino acids. NCBI's taxonomy places the organism in Eukaryota, Fungi, Mucoromycota, Mucoromycetes, Mucorales, Mucoraceae. The record is from RefSeq and is a predicted model, not a curated record. The transcript is spliced from 3 exons. Gene Ontology annotation, cellular component: nucleosome. Gene Ontology annotation, molecular function: DNA binding; protein heterodimerization activity; structural constituent of chromatin.